AUGUUAUCAGUUGCAACUUCUUCUUUGUCCGCUUUGCCUUCUACUAUAAGGGAUUCCUUUUCUAGGAAUACUUCAGAUAGUGAACAAUCUAAAGAAGGCACAACCGAUCCUCCACAAAAUACAUUUCGUGAUAAAAUAGAUUUAGGUAAUACCAAACUUGACGAAGCCAGUGUAAACUCUUCACUUCCUACCCCCCCUCUAAGUUUCUCAACUCCAAAAGAAGAAAAACAACCCAAAAUUGCUGUGGACGCUGAGCCGUCUACUACGUGGCAAGAAAACCUGGCAGGAACAGCAGAACCAACGACUGAUGUGGACAACACACCAGUCGUAUUUAAACCUUCUUUAACACUUAGCGAUUCUGGAAGUUCUUUGAAAAUCGAGCACUUUGUUAAGCCUGACGACGACGAUUUCAUUUCUACUCCUAUAGCCGGUGAUAUCUCUUCACAAAUCCCUCCGACUCAAAACACUGUGAACGAUCAAAGUGAUUCAAAUAAUAAUGAUUCACGAAAGUCAUUUCGCUUAACCUCAAAACCAAAUUCAAAGUUAAAAAAGAAAAAUCGUCAAGGAGCUAGCGAAAGUAUCAUAGAUGAUAGUACAUUAGCAGAAUCUCCCCCAGUAGGUGGUUAUGCUCCUGCUGCUCCAAGAAAAAACGCAGAAUUCCAUUCUUUAUUCAGAAGUGUUCCAGAGGAUGAUUACCUUAUAAAUGAUUAUGGGUGCGCUCUGCAGAAAGAAAUUCUUGUCCAGGGCCGAUUAUAUGUUUCUGCAAAGCAUGUUUGUUUCUACGCGAAUAUUUUUGGAUGGGUCACUAUUCUGGUAAUCGCGUUCUCGGAUAUCUUAUCAAUUGAGAAAAAGAUGACCGCAUUUGUUAUUCCUAAUGCUGUUCUAAUUUCUACAUUGCACGCUAAACAUUUCUUUACAUCAUUCCUUUCAAGAGAUCCUGCCUUCGAAUUGAUGUAUACGAUGUGGAAGCAGACCCAUCCGGCUCUCGCCUUGACAGAAUCUGAAAAUUCCACGAGUCGUAAAGACUCGGAUGCUUCAGAAACAUCAGAGAAUAAUAAUUCUAUAACUAGUGACGAUGAAGUAAAGUCUAUAUCAUCACAAGGGGUGAUUCUUAAAAAUUUUGCUUUACCAAAAUUAACACUUGAUCCGAUGAGAUUAAUGCGUGGACCUACUUCGUCUUCGGACGAUGAUAAUACGUUAAAUCAAGAAAAAUUGGAUAGUGAUAUUCAAUCCUUACCCCUUUCAUUACAAAGUCGUGUUUUUGAUAAUUCUAGCGUGGCCAAAGAACAAAGGAAACGUCGCUCUAGAUCAAAGUCUGAUGUUGGGUUACAAUUGCCUGAUACUAAUGGUUCCGAUUCUAAACAUUCAGAAAAAAUUCGCUCAUCCUCCCGUAACCAAUCUCGACAUACAGCAAGCAAUACCGUUAAGAGACGUCGACCUACUCAGUGUGCUUGUUUAAAAAAGGGUCAACAUUAUGAUAAUGUUUCAUUGGAUACAAAACUUAACGGUAGUGUUGAAAAAAUUUUUAACUUACUUUUCGUCAAUGAUUUGGUUAAAAAUUACAUUAGAGAAGAAGAUAAGUGUACAGAUAUUGAGUUUGAAGAAUGGAAAAUUGAAGACAAUAUAUGGACCAGAUCGCAGAGUUAUACAAAACCAUUGAAUAAUCCCAUAGGUCCCAAGAGUACUAAAUGUUUCAUUAAAGAUGAAUGUUCACAUUUUGAUGAUUAUAUUACGAAUGUAUCCACCGCUACGACACCUGAUGUUCCAUCUGGGAACAAUUUUUGUGUAAAGACUAGAACAUGUAUCAUGUGUGCAGGCACUAAUGAAUCUAGAAUAAUCGUGACUUGUGCUAUAGAAUGGUCAAAGUCGAGCUGGCUGAAAGGAGCGAUUGAAAAGGCUUGCAUUGAAGGACAACGAACGCAUUGGCAGAACAUUUCACAAGUUGCUAGGAAAUAUAUUGCAGCUCAUCUCUCAGAUUUUAUAGAUCAAUUAGGAACUACAGUUCAAGAUGAUGAAGCUAUCGAUUCUGAAGUUGCGAGUGAAAAGGCAACGCCGCUAAAGAGAACGCACACUCACAUUGGACAUAGGCUUGACGGUUUAGAUAGUAGUCAAUAUCGUUUCGGAUACAGCGGGAGAAGUGGUGAUUUCUUAUAUGAACCUCGUAAACGUCAUGGAAACAUGCCAUUAUUUGAUGAGCGUAUUGAAAAUGAAGACGACACACUUUGGAAUUGGUUACGAGAAAGAUCAAACAUGUAUGAAGAAAUCGACAGAAAGGAAAGUUCAUUUUACACAUCAAAAUCAGAACCUAUCUCCUCUAAGGUUCAUUCGACUUCACCACGUGAUAGUAGUAGUAGUUCACAACCAAGACCAAUAUCUUCACAGGGUCUAUAUGAACAAAUGGAAAAUUUGCGUCAGUUGAUACAAACAGCUGAGGAACAUGCAAAAAAAUUGGUGGACGUUGCCGAAUUUGAAAGUGCUCAUUAUUAUAAAGAUUCUAAAGAUAAGCGGAACGGGGGCAACAUUAUGAAAUGA
Messenger RNA from Funneliformis mosseae, 2532 nucleotides. NCBI's taxonomy places the organism in Eukaryota, Fungi, Glomeromycota, Glomeromycetes, Glomerales, Glomeraceae. The record is from the annotation of a GenBank genome assembly.